CGACAAGCCCCAGCCACCGUUGCGAAAAAAUGGCGGGGGAUAUAGGCAAGUCGACUCUUCGACCCUGCAAGAUCAUCCCUAGACUCGCGCCAGAUCAUCAACGGCCGCCUUGAUCACAAAUUUACCCUAGCAACCGUCCAACACACCAGACCUCGUUGCUGCAAUUGACACGAGAGAACUCCGGCCUAGCCACAGAGCAGAUAAAUCCAGCCCAGGCUCGUAGCCAUGCGCUUCAGCACAACAUCCAUCCUCGCGGCGACCACAUACUUCGUCCUCCACGCACGAGCAUUACCGCACCCAGCACCACCUCCGACGUACAAUGUUGUCGAUGUCGGCGGUCCGACGAGUACUCCCGACGAGCCAGCAACAAUUUACGAGACGGUGAAGACGACAUUGUCAGCCAAGCAGACAGUGACAAAAGUGGCGCCAGCGGCGACUACUCCUACAACACCGAGUGUCGCGACAGUGGAGGUUGCAACAUCAACGACAGUCAGCUCUUCGCAAUGGACAGUGGUGAUUGGUACUGUGCCGACAUCAACGUCUUCUUCAAGCACGAGUUCGACAAUCACAAGCUCAACAUCAACAAGUUCAUCCUCGAGCACCUCUACGCCAUGCACGACAACAACCACGGCCGAGCCAGUCUAUCCUGUCGAACAGCCCACGCACACAGGUGAUGAUGGUCUAUACCAUCCUCUGGGAGACAAUGGCAAAUACCAACCUUGGAAGCCAGCCGCGACGACAUUGUCAAGCUCUAGCGUUCCGGGCUACCAUCCAGUUGCCGCCGCCACGAGCUGGGCUGUACCGGUCAACGGGACGAAGAGCUAUUAGAGGCUACGAUUCGUGGAAUGUCAGGAAGGAACCAACGAGUUUGGACUUGGCACCGACCUGACGGCCAACAGUGCAUGCAUUAUAUACUUGUACAGCAUAGCGAGGAAUGACUAGCAAUGGGUCUUUGUAGUAUCAGCGGAUCAUGAGCGAUGGAGUUAGUGUUCAGAAUGAUGAUGAGAAAUAGACAGCGAAGAACAAGAUGGGACGGGUUUUGGUGAACGGAACGCUCUGCUAGUGCAGCAUAGGAGCUAAUGUAUAAGCGUAAUGAUUUUGAACGACAGUAUAGAAAACGGAACAUUCAGUGCU
Molecule: messenger RNA, 1134 nt
Organism: Cercospora beticola
Lineage: Eukaryota; Fungi; Ascomycota; Dothideomycetes; Mycosphaerellales; Mycosphaerellaceae
Source: RefSeq, a predicted model, not a curated record